Messenger RNA from Bactrocera dorsalis (oriental fruit fly), 4390 nucleotides. RefSeq lists its product as uncharacterized. NCBI's taxonomy places the organism in Eukaryota, Metazoa, Arthropoda, Insecta, Diptera, Tephritidae. The coding region runs from base 2641 to 4134 and encodes 497 amino acids. The transcript has 3 exons. The record is from RefSeq and is a predicted model, not a curated record.
ACAAAUUAACACAAAUUAACACAUCUGAUUUCAAAUGCCAAACAAACGAGAGUGACAAUUAUUGAAAAAAGAACACAGUCCAUUUACUGUUUUAUUUCGCUGCCCAAAAAUACCGUUAACAAAGUCUGCAGUCGUUCGUUUUUUAUUUUUGCAAAUAUUGCUGGUCCACAGUCCAUUUACUGUUUUAUUUCGCUGCCCAAAAAUACCGUUACCAAAGUCUGCAGUCGUUCGUUUUUUAUUUUUGCAAAUAUUGCUGGUCCACAGUCCAUUUACUGCUUUAUUUCGCUGUCCAAAAAUACCGUUACCAAAGUCUGCAGUCGUUCGUUUUUUAUUUUUGCAAAUAUUGCUGGUUCAUGUUGCAAAAAUAAAGCAAUCGUCAGUUACGACGAUGGUGCGAUAAAAAAAAUAUUAUUUACCGUUUUUUCACUCGAAAUAAGAACAAAAUAUUAUUAAAAUUAUUCUUUAUAUCGUGCUAGUUGAGACAUAUUAAAGCAUACAUAUUCAUUUAAUAAAUACACUAAAAGAAAAAUUGAUACUUGAAUACAUAAAACUUGUUUUUUCCUAUAGGAAGGCAAUUUUUAAUUUUAAAACAUUUCCGCGCCGUCUUCCCAUCAUCCAAUUGUCCCCAAAUUUUUUUUUAAACAUUUUUACAUAAAAAGGAAAGAAAUUAGCCCAUUCUGUUAACUUAAAACACUAUUUCAAAAAUCUCCAUAUAACGUGGAACACCUCUAAUAUAUAUAUAUAUAUAUAUAAUUGUAUAUAUACUGGCAUAUACAUAUCUGAUAAAAGGCCUACUUAUGCUUACAUUUGUGUAUCUAAACACACAACAUUAAAAAUCAAAAAAAAAAUUUUUCAAGUAUUCACUUGACAACAUUUUCCGGCAAUACCCCUUAUACUCAACAGUAUAAGCAGGAUUGCGCAAAAAGUAAGCUAAGGCAAUUGCGAAAUUCAAAAAGAGAAAAGAAAAAUAACAAAACCAAACAUACAUACAUAUAUGCCAAUAGUCACCACUCUCAUAUGUACAUACCUUACAUAUCGAAACAAAGUGAGAAACAAAAUUAAUGCGACAUACGCCCACAUGUAUGUAUAAACAGUAGAGGUGUUCUACGUUAUAUGGAGAUUUUUGAAAUAGUGUUUUAAGUUAACAGAAUGGGCUAAUUUCUUUCCUUUUUAUGUAAAAAUGUUUAAAAAAAAAUUUGGGGACAAUUGGAUGAUGGGAAGACGGCGCGGAAAUGUUUUAAAAUUAAAAAUUGCCUUCCUAUAGGAAAAAACAAGUUUUAUGUAUUCAAGUAUCAAUUUUUCUUUUAGUGUAUUUAUUAAAUGAAUAUGUAUGCUUUAAUAUGUCUCAACUAGCACGAUAUAAAGAAUAAUUUUAAUAAUAUUUUGUUCUUAUUUCGAGUGAAAAAACGGUAAAUAAUAUUUUUUUUAUCGCACCAUCGUCGUAACUGACGAUUGCUUUAUUUUUGCAACAUGAACCAGCAAUAUUUGCAAAAAUAAAAAACGAACGACUGCAGACUUUGGUAACGGUAUUUUUGGACAGCGAAAUAAAGCAGUAAAUGGACUGUGGACCAGCAAUAUUUGCAAAAAUAAAAAACGAACGACUGCAGACUUUGGUAACGGUAUUUUUGGGCAGCGAAAUAAAACAGUAAAUGGACUGUGGACCAGCAAUAUUUGCAAAAAUAAAAAACGAACGACUGCAGACUUUGUUAACGGUAUUUUUGGGCAGCGAAAUAAAACAGUAAAUGGACUGUGUUCUUUUUUCAAUAAUUGUCACUCUCGUUUGUUUGGCAUUUGAAAUCAGAUGUGUUAAUUUGUGUUAAUUUGUGCGAAAUUGUGAUUAUUUAAUAAAAAAAAGAAAUGAGUGAAUUACCAGCAACUGCGAGUACAUUACAUAUACAAACACGACAACGUUCUAAACAAGUUGUGAAUAUUGAACUAAUUGGAAGAAUAUCUCAUCAGAUAACAGGUGCUAAACUACCAUCGAACAAACAAGUACUGCAAUUACUAUUUUAUAACAUUAGAUUUGUGUAUCGGCAAUUGAGAGAAAGUGCAAAAUUAACAAUAAAUGCUGUAUUAAAAUUUGGCAACAAGCUCGAAUUCCGACAAAAGAUGUAGCUAGGUGUGUCGAUAAAUUAGAAUCUCUGUACAAAUUAUGGCAGAAGAUUCAAAAACCCGUACCAAAUAAGAGAUCUGAUGCUCAGAAAAAAUUGUUGAAGACUUUUCUGCAGUAUUGGAUAAUUUGUUUGACAUUGCUCAUAGAGAUGCCUUACAAAACAUGCGUAUUAGCGACGACAAGGAAUUUUUGAUUCUACAAAGGCAAAAAGGUCGCCCUGGUAGCAUGGCCGGUGCUGACAUGGUAUUGUAUCGGCGACAAAACAGAGCAGAUCACCGCAUUGAGAAAGAAAUGUCUAGAAAAAGGAAACAUCAACAAAUGUCGGAAGUGAAUCUCGAACUCAACGACGAUUUUGGUAUGGACUAUGAAGAAGAUAUUGGUGACAGUGAGCCUGAAGUAGCGGAAACCAAUGUGAAAAAAAUACAGAACAAACUGCUUCAACUUGUAUUAACAGGGGAAGAAAACAUUUUAUCACACCGCGAUUGCUUUCAGCACUUGAUAGCGCCAAACUAAGCGAUGGAAAGGCGAUGCACAUUCUGAUGGCGACUGCAGAAGCAUUGGGCCAUUGCACUAGCGACUUGGUAGUCAAUCGUUCUACUCUCCAUAGACUGAGGGAAGAGCAUCGCAGAAAAGAAACACAGAGGAUUCAAGAGAGUUUUAUUGACAAACUAAGUGAUACACAAGCAAUGGUCGUCCACUGGGAUGGUAAAGUAUUGCCAGAUCUAAUUGAAAAAAUAAAAGUUGAGCUAAUUGCAGUUCUUGUUAGUUAUAAUGGCGAAUCCAAAUUUCUAGGCGCUCCAAAACUUAUAUCUGCCACUGGUGAAAAUAUAGCUACAGCCGUUUUUGAUACACUUAGUAAAUGGAAUAUUUUAGAUCGCGUAGAAGGCAUGUCUUUUGACACCACGUCCACUAAUACUGGUCCAAUGAAUGGAGCAUGCGCUCAAUUGCAACGCAUGUUAGGAAGAAAUUUGUUGACGUUACCAUGCCGUCACCAUAUUCUAGAAAUAUACUUACGUAGUGUAUUCGACCUGCAUUUCAAAGUGACUCAAGCACCAGAAGUCUCAAUUUUCGAGAGAUUUGCCAAAGCCUGGCCAAAUAUUGAUACUUCAUCAUUUAAGAGUGGGCUCGACUGUGAAGAUAUAAAAUCUCAUAUAAGUGAUGGCAUCUGCAAUGACAUCAAACAAUUUUGUCAUUCACAAUUACAAAAAACUUUUGUUCGUGCUGACUGCAAAUUUUUACGUCUAGUACUUACAUUUCUUGGUGACAAAGGUGGUAAAUUUAAAACACCCGGAGUUACAAGUCAUGCACGUUGGAUAACAAAGGGAAUAUAUUCCUUGAAAAUAUUUCUUUUUCGUGAUCAAUUUCACUUGAGUAAAGCUGAAUUAAAAGGCUUAAGUCAAAUUUGCGUUUUUUUAGUGCGUUUAUAUAUAAAAGCUUGGUACAAAUGCUCUAAUGCAAUUACCUCUCCCCUGCAUGAUUUAAACUUUGUAAAAGAAUGUAUUAAUUAUGAAAAAGUGGACCCAAGUAUUUCUUCGGAAUUGCUGAGAAAAAUGCAACAACACAUGUGGUAUUUGUCAGAGGAAAACGUCGCAAUGGCUUUCUUUGAUUUCAAUGUUUCUGUAGAUGUUAAGAAAAAAAUGGUAAAAAAUUUAAAAUCAGAAGAGCCAACUAUUAAACUACAAAACAAUCGCAAAAUAAAAAAAUUAAGUGACUUAGGCAAUUCGGAUUUAAGCGGAUUUGUAUCCAAAAGAACUUUAACAUUUUUUAUGAUGUACAAGUUGUCAACCAACUUUUUGUAUUUGGAUCCAGAGUCUUGGGAAACAAACGAGGAAUUCCAAAAUGGUCGCACAAUAUGCCACAAAUUGCUUGUUACUAAUGAUACAGCGGAAAGAGGUUUAAAAUUUAUAAAGGAUUUCAAUACUUUUCUUACAAAUAAAGAAGAAGAAAAACAGUUCCUCCUUAAAGUUGUUGAAGAACACAAAAAAAAAUAUAAGUCCUAUAAAAAAUCAGAAUUAAUUUAAGUUUUAAUAUUUCUAGAUGUAUUAAAUAAAUUGAUAUGAAUAAAAAUAUUUCCUUUAAAUAGUAGUUUUAAGUUAAUAUAAUGCAAAAAAUUGGAGAAAAAUAAUACACUAAAAGAAAAAUUGAAUACUUGAAUACAUAGAACUUGUUUUUUUGCUAUAGGAAGGAAAUUUUUAAUUUUAAAACGUUUCCGCGCCGUCUUCCCAUCAUCCGAUUGUCCCCAAAUUUUUUGUUUAACAUUUUUACAUAAAAAGGAAA